Messenger RNA from Thalassophryne amazonica, 3211 nucleotides. RefSeq names its product doublecortin domain-containing protein 2C-like. The record is from RefSeq and is a predicted model, not a curated record. Gene Ontology annotation, biological process: intracellular signal transduction. NCBI's taxonomy places the organism in Eukaryota, Metazoa, Chordata, Actinopteri, Batrachoidiformes, Batrachoididae. The transcript is spliced from 21 exons. Gene Ontology annotation, cellular component: microtubule; microtubule organizing center. Bases 1720 to 3072 code for a protein of 450 amino acids.
GCUUUAUCGCAUUACGGGGCUCGGUCAAACAGAUUAAAUGUGACCACGGUACCAAUUUUGUAGGCACCAAAAAUGAAUUGAAUGCAGCUCUACAGGAAGUUGAUGCUGAGAGACUAGUAACUUUCCUCACAGAAAAGCAAUGCGAUUUUGUCUUCAAUGCACCUCAUGCAAGCCAUGCUGGUGGAGUGUGGGAGCGACAGAUAAGGACUGUGAGAAAUAUUCUGAACUAUACACUCAGCCUCUCGCCUGGUCGACUCAAUGACACUUCCUUAAGGACCUUUUUGUACGAGGCAGCAGUGAUCGUAAACAGCCGCCCACUCACAACAGACAACCUCAAGGAUCCGAACAGUUUGGAACCACUGACUCCUAAUCACCUCAUCACCAUGAAGGCUACCACCGCUUUACCCCCCCUGGAAGGUUUGUUCGGGAGGACCUGUAUGGACAAAAGAGAUGGCGCCAAGUGCAGUAUCUGGCAGAGCAGUUCUGGAGCCGUUGGAGGAAGGAGUACCUCCACAACAUCAUGGUCAGACAACGAUGGCACAAGCCUAAGAGAAACAUUCAAGUAGGUGAUAUAAUAAUGGACAUGGACGAAACACAACCACGAUCUAUGUGGAGGCUCGGAAGAAUCUCAGAAACUGUAACAGACAAAGAUGGGCUCGUAAGACGGGUGAAGGUAUUGCUUGGAGAUAAAAAUCUGAGCAAAAGAGGUGAACGCAUGAGUAAGGUAUCUGUGGUAGAACGCCCAGUUCACAAGUUGAUUCUGCUAUUAGAAGCUUGUUAGAGAUAAAGCUCAAUAUAAAACGCAGGAAGGUUUAUAAGUUCAUAAUUUUCUGUAAAAGGGUCAUUUCAUGUAAGGAAAUAAUUUGUGUGUUAAGUUAAAGUGUGUUAAAACACCAAAUUAUUUGGUGGGAGUGUGAUGACCCAAGGGUAAAGUUUAUUUCCAUUAUAUGUUUUAUUGUGCUUUUAUUUUUGUACUUCCUUUCAACCCGGAAGUGUAUCGAAAAGGAUAGUGUCGGAAGGUAACUUGACAAGGUAAAAAAAAACGAGGAGGGUGAGCAAACGCAAGGAGAAACGUGAUGGAGCUCAAACGGGGAGAGAAAGUUUAGUUUCAGUCGAAAGUGGCUACAAGCUCUUACGUUGGUUUGAGAACGGCAAAAAAUCAAUAAAACCCUUAAACCAUCAGUCCGGGCUAACUGAUUUCGACUGGAAGCUACACAAUAGCUCGUGGCUCUUUGAUUCGCUGCUCUUCAGAAGUGAACAUGACUAAUACAGAUAAGCAGUUCAUUCUUGAUGUUGUUUCUGGAUGUAUCGAGCACAAAAAGUUACUGGACACAGUCAUUGAACUCUUCUAUGCCGAGAAUGGGAAGUACUUAUCCAGAAGUGAUCGCAGCCAGUUUGUCAUUAUCUGCUACCUCACCACAUUCCGGCUUGAUGAACUUGGACUUCAGUGUUUUAGUAACAUUGUGAAAUCGCUGGACAUCAAGAAGAUGCACGCAUUCUUGAGUUUCUUCUUCACAUACCUCACCACAUGGAUACAAGAUAAGUGGACCAGCAUCUAUGAUGUUGCCUUUGUGCAGAAACAGUGGAUUGAGCCUCUACUCAGGUGAAAAAAGUAGAAUCCAACACACAUUUUCCUGAGUAAACGCUACGCUACGAGGUUGGAAUUAUCAACAAGAUGCCGUCCAAGCCGAAUGCAUUCCCAAAUAUGCACUGAAGUCAAUGGAAAGCGUUUUAGCCAUUGUUGCAGACAUCAUGUCCCUUCGUACUGGAGUGAAGAGUCUUUACACACUUGAUGGACAACCUGUUAAAUCUGUGAUGGAGUUGAAGUUUGACGGCUGUUACGUUGCUGUUAGUAAGGGGAAGUUUAAACCUGUUCAGUACUUCAGCAAGAAAUGUGACGGGAACAAAUGUAAAGAGAAACUAUUUGUUCAAGCAGUACGUCAUAAAGAAGACAUUAAACCUGUUGUUCAGACCAAAACCGAGGCGACUGGUAAAAAUGAGAGAAAUCCAAAAAUAGAGUAUUUCACCAUCGAUGUUUUCACCAAUGGAGAGCCUCUAAUUCCUUCAGUGACUGUAAAAAUUCCAAAGACGGCUCUGAAGUCGAUGGACAACAUCUGCAGCGUGGUGGGAUCCAUGAUGUGCUCUCAUGCUGGAGUGAAGAGGCUUUACACACUUGAUGGACAGCUUGUGAAAGAUCCACAAGACUUGAAGAAUGAUGGAAAAUAUGUUGCUGUUACCAGGGGAAGGUUUAAACCUGCCGACUACUUCCAGCCAGUCCGAGUGCCCCUGAAGAACAAGGUGAAGAAUAAAUGUGAAGAAACUCCACCUGCUGUUCAGGCGACACGUCACAAAAAACAAGUGAUAAAGCCAGUGGUUCAGCUCAAGGAUAAUCAAAAAUUGAGGCCUUUCUCCAUAAAGAUUUUUACCAAUGGAGAGCCUCUAAUUCCUUCAAUUAACGUCAAGAUUCCCAAAUAUGCAUUGAAGUCAAUGGAAAGCGUUUUAGCCAUUGUUGCAGACGUCAUGUCCCUUCGUACUGGAGUGAAGAGUCUUUACACACUUGAUGGACAACCUGUUAAAUCUGUGACGGAGUUGAAGUUUGACGGCUGUUACGUUGCUGUUAGUAAGGGGAAGUUUAAACCUGUUCACUACUACUUCAGCAAGAAAUGUGACUGGAACAAAUGUAAAGAGAAACUAUUUGUUCAAGCAGUACGUCAUAAAGAAGACAUUAAACCUGUUGUUCAGACCAAAACCGAGGCGACUGGUAAAAAUGAGAGAAAUCGAAAAAUAGAGUAUUUCACCAUCGAUGUUUUCACCAAUGGAGAGCCUCUAAUUCCUUCAGUGCCUGUAAAAAUUCCAAAGACGGCUCUGAAGUCGAUGGACAACGUCUGCAGCGUGGUGGGAUCCAUGAUGUGCUCUCAUGCUGGAGUGAAGAGGCUUUACACACUUGAUGGACAGCUUGUGAAAGAUCCACAAGACUUGAAGAACGAUGGAAAAUAUGUUGCUGUUACCAGGGGAAGGUUUAAACCUGCCGACUACUUCCAGCCAGUCCGAGUGCCCCUGAAGAACAAGUGAAGAAACCCCACCUGCUGUUCAGGCGACACGUCACAAAAAACAAGUGGUUUCUGAAUCUGGUUGUCAAGAAGAACCUGACAUCCAAGAAUCAGAGCAAAGAAAGAAGAACAUUCUUAAACAGCAGAAGAUCUGCCCACCA